GAUGUAGAACUAAAGCGGCUGAAAGAUGCUUUCAAGAGAACCUGUGGACUCUCGUAUUACAUGAGCCAGCAGUGCUUCAUUAGAGAAGUGCUUGGCGAUGGAGUUCCUCCAAAAGUUGCAGAGGUUAUUUACUGCUCAUUUGGGGGAACAUCCAAAGGACUAUAUUUCAAUAACCUGAUAGUAGGUUUAGUCCUGCUUACAAGAGGCAAAGAAGAAGAGAAAGCAAAAUAUAUUUUCAGUCUCUUUUCCAAUGAAUCUGGAAGCUAUGUCGUCCGGGAAGAGAUGGAGAGGAUGCUUCACGUAGUUGAUGGCAAAGUCCCAGAUACACUCAAGAAAUGCUUCUCUGAGGGUGAAAAGGUAAACUAUGAAAAGUUUAAGAACUGGUUAUUGCACAACAAAGAUGCUUUCACAUUUUCCCGUUGGCUGCUGUCUGGAGGAGUGUACGUUACACUCACGGAUGAUAGUGACACCCCUACCUUCUAUCAGACUCUGGCUGGAGUCACGCACUUAGAAGAAUCAGACAUCAUCGACCUUGAAAAACGAUAUUGGCUGCUAAAGGCUCAGUCAAGAACUGGACGUUUUGAUUUAGAAACUUUUGGCCCUUUAGUUUCCCCUCCCAUACAUCCAUCUUUGAGUGAAGGUUUGUUUAAUGCAUUUGAUGAAAAUCGUGACAAUCACAUAGACUUUAAGGAAAUUUCCUGUGGGCUUUCAGCAUGCUGCAGGGGACCCUUGGCAGAAAGGCAAAAAUUUUGCUUCAAGGUUUUUGAUGUUGACCGGGAUGGUGUUUUGUCUCGCACUGAACUUAAGGAAAUGGUGGUUGCACUUUUAGAGGUCUGGAAAGAUAACCGUACUGACAAAAUACCUGAAUUGAACAAGGAUUUAUCUGAAAUCGUGGAAGACGUUUUGAAUGCACAUGACACCACAAAGAUUGGGCAUCUCACCCUUGAGGACUAUCAGAUCUGGAGUGUGAAGAGUGCGCUUGCCAAUGAAUUUUUAAAUCUGCUUUUUCAGGUGUGCCAUAUAGUUUUGGGGUUAAGACCUGCUACACCAGAAGAAGAGGGACAAAUUAUUAGGGGUUGGUUAGAACGGGAAAGCAGAUACGGUCUCCAGCCAGGGCACAAUUGGUUUCUUAUUGCAGUGUCAUGGUGGCAGCAGUGGAAAGAGUAUGUCAGAUAUGAUGCAAACCUUGUUAUGAUCGAAUCUUCAUUUGUUUUAAAUGGAGGUAAGAAUGCAGUCAUAGCUGCUUCAACCCAUGCAUCAGAGCAGGGAGAAGAAAAAAUGGGAGGUCUAAAUUACUUCAGUGCCACAGAAGAAAAAAUGUCAGAUAAUAUUUCUACUGCCUCAGAAGCCUCAGAGACUACUAGCAGCAAUACUCUUUACUCUAUCACUCCAGGGACCGAUAUGUGUUUUGCUAGGCAACAUAACACUUCGGACAAUAAUAACCAGUGUUUAUUUGUAUCCAACGGGAAUAUGCUGCUACAACAUAAUCCAUCAAAACCUGGAGCCAUUGAUAACCAGCCUCUUGUAACACAAGAACCGGUGAAGGCUGCAUCAUUAACAAUGGAAGGUGGAAGAUUAAAACAAUCUCCACAUCUGGUUGAAGGAAGGGAUUAUAUAAUGGUACCAGAACCAGUAUGGCGAGCCCUUUACCACUGGUAUGGGGCAAAUCUAGCAUUACCUAGACCGGUGAUCAAAAACAGCAAAACGAACAUGCCUGAGUUAGAGUUAUUUCCUUGCUAUCUGCUCUUUUUGAGACAACAGCCUGCCACUCGGACGCAGCAGUCGAACAUCUGGGUGAAUAUGGGUAUGACGAGCCUGAGAAUGUUUCCUCAACAUUUACCUAGAGGGAAUGUACCUUCUCCCAACGCUCCUUUAAAACGGGUGUUGGCUUAUACAGGCUGCUUUAGUCGGAUGCAGACUAUUAAAGAAAUACAUGAAUACCUGUCACAGAGGUUACGAAUAAAAGAGGAAGACAUGAGGCUAUGGAUAUACUACAGUGAGAAUCAUCUCUCUCUCCUGGAUGAUGAGGAUCAUAGGCUGGAGUAUCUGAAGAUCAAAGAUGAGCAGCACUUAGUAAUAGAAGUUAGAAACAAAGACAUGAGCUGGCCAGAAGAAAUGUCAUUUAUAGCAAACAGUAGUAAAAUAGACAGACAUAAAGUUCCUACUGAAAAAGGUGCUACUGGAUUAAGUAAUUUGGGUAAUACGUGCUUCAUGAAUUCUAGUAUCCAGUGUGUCAGUAAUACACAGCCUCUAACACAGUAUUUCAUCUCAGGAAGACAUCUUUAUGAGCUCAACAGGACAAACCCAAUAGGAAUGAAAGGACAUAUGGCCAAAUGCUAUGGGGAUUUGGUUCAGGAGUUGUGGAGUGGAACUCAGAAGAACAUCGCUCCAUUAAAGUUACGGUGGACAAUAGCAAAAUAUGCUCCAAGAUUUAAUGGCUUCCAGCAGCAAGAUUCCCAGGAGCUUCUGGCAUUUCUCUUGGAUGGUCUUCAUGAGGACCUGAACAGAGUUCAUGAUAAGCCAUAUGUUGAGCUGAAAGAUAGUGAUGGUCGACCAGACUGGGAGGUAGCAGCAGAGGCCUGGGAAAAUCAUCUGAGAAGGAACCGUUCAAUUGUAGUGGAUUUAUUUCAUGGGCAGCUAAAAUCCCAAGUAAAAUGUAAAACAUGUGGACACAUAAGCGUUAGAUUUGACCCUUUUAAUUUUUUAUCCUUGCCUCUGCCAAUGGACAGCUACAUGCACUUAGAAAUUACAGUAAUUAAAUUAGAUGGUACUACCCCUGUUCGAUAUGGUCUGAGACUGAAUAUGGAUGAAAAAUAUACAGGUUUGAAAAAGCAGUUAAGUGAGCUUUGUGGGCUGAAACCAGAACAGAUUCUCCUUGCAGAAGUACAUGGCUCUAACAUAAAGAACUUUCCCCAAGAUAACCAGAAAGUCCGAUUAUCAGUGAGCGGGUUUUUGUGUGCAUUUGAGAUACCGGUCCCAGGAUCCCCUAUGUCUGCUUCUAGUCCUGUGCAAACAGAUUUCUCGACUGGGCCAUCAACUAAUGGGAUGCUCAACAUAAUGAUGAAUGGAGAUCUUCCCCGACCAACACUAAUUCCAAACGGGAUGCCAAAUACUGUAGUGCCAUGUGGAACGGAAAAUAACCUUGCCAAUUGGACAUUGAAUGGUCACAUGUCCUUGCUUCCUGAUAGUCCAUUUAUAGGAUAUAUAAUAGCAGUCCACAGAAAAAUGAUGCGGACAGAACUGUAUUUCCUCUCAUCUCAGAAGAAUCGUCCCAGUCUCUUUGGAAUGCCUCUAAUUGUCCCAUGUACUGUCCAUACUCGGAAAAAAGACUUGUAUGAUGCAGUAUGGAUUCAGGUUUCCCGACUUGCCAGCCCUCUCCCUCCCCAGGAAGCUAGUAACCAUGCACAAGACUGUGAUGACAGCAUGGGGUAUCAGUAUCCAUUCACACUAAGGGUUGUGCAGAAGGAUGGAAAUUCUUGUGCUUGGUGUCCAUGGUACAGAUUUUGUCGAGGCUGUAAAAUUGAGUGCACAGAAGAUAGAGCUUGUGUUGGAAAUGCUUACAUAGCUGUAGACUGGGAUCCUACAGCUCUCCAUCUCCGCUACCAGACAUCACAGGAACGGAUUGUAGAAGAGCAUGAAAGUGUUGAACAAAGCCGGCGAGCUCAAGCAGAGCCCAUCAAUCUGGAUAGCUGUCUGAGAGCUUUUACCAGUGAGGAGGAACUGGGUGAAGAUGAGAUGUAUUACUGUUCGAAGUGCAAGACUCAUUGUCUAGCCACCAAAAAGCUGGAUCUUUGGAGGCUUCCCCCUAUCCUGAUAAUUCACCUGAAAAGAUUUCAAUUUGUAAAUGGUCGCUGGAUAAAAUCUCAGAAAAUUGUUAAAUUUCCUCGAGAGAAUUUUGACCCGAGUGCCUUUCUGGUGCAAAAGGAUCCAAGUCUUUGUCAGCGAAAGCAGCUAACGCCCCAGGUUGAUGAUCUCUCUGAGCCACAGAUUCUGCAAGGGGAGUCUAGAAAAGCAGAUCUUCAAAACACUUGCCCAGCAGGCGAAGGGGAUGUGCUGAACAGAAGUCCUUCCUCGCUCAACACUACUAGCAUCUUGAAUAAUAUCAAAGCAUCUCCAUCACCAGGAAGGCGAGGUGGAACCAGCUGUCCUUCAAGUAAAACCGGUAGCCCAAAUAGUAGCCCAAGGACUUUAGGAAGAGGUAAAGGGCGGCUUCGGCUACCACAGCUAGGCAAAAACAAACUGUCAAGUAGCAAAGAAAACUUGGAUGCAAGUAAAGACAAUGGUACUGACCCCGAGCAGAAAUUCACUUCUGACCAAGGAGAUGCCUUUAGCAGAGGGCGUAUUUUGGGUGGUAGCCAGAAUGAGCUCUUUACUGCUCAGGACAAUGAGAUGACUGUAGCCAAUGGAUAUGUUUGUGAGCAGAACACGUAUAGUAAUGGCAGUAUCAAUGGUCAGAUGGAUAACCACAGCGAGGAGGAUAUUACAGAUGACCAAAGAGAAGAAGUUGGUGUCAACCCUAUUUACAAUCUAUAUGCAAUUUCGUGCCAUUCAGGAAUUAUGGGAGGGGGUCAUUAUGUUACUUAUGCCAAAAACCCAAAUAACAAGUGGUACUGCUAUAACGACAGUAGCUGCAAGGAAUUACAUCCUGAUGAAAUCGACACCGACUCUGCCUACAUUCUUUUCUAUGAGCAGCAGGGGGUAGACUAUGCACAAUUUCUGCCAAAGAUAGAUGGCAAAAAGAUGGCAGACACGAGCAGCAUGGAUGAAGAUUUUGAAUCGGAUUAUAAAAAGUACUGUGUUUUACAAUGAGCAAGCGAUCUUCCAUGGACAGUUUGAGAGCAUGAGGGAUACCACCUUGUAACUUAUAUUUUGCAAAAAUGUUAUCGAAGUGGAUGAGCUUAAUGUAGUUAUCCAGUGAUCUGAAAGCACAAAAAAGAAAACCCUAAUUAAAUAGCAGUUAACAUAAAGGUAGUAUUGUUUUUGUUCUAAUAUCUCACUACAUGCUCUAAGCAAUUCUGAUGUUAAACAUCAGACUAAGACUGCCCUUGGCCUUUAAAUAAAAUGGUUUGACAAAAGCCAACUAGGACCAAAUAAGAGCUAAAUUCAGUAGUCCAAAUAAGAGCUAAAUAGAGUUGUGUAGAGUUUACCAGUUAUUCUAACAAAACCCUAAGGCUCUCCUUAGAUUUAAGAUGAUGGGAAAAUAAAUUGUAGUGUUGUCUUUGGACAACAUGAUAUUGCUACCUCCUUUUUCCUGAAGUUUUAUUCCAUUUUAUUGGCAAGACGGGGAAAGCAGGAAAACGUAAAGUACACAAAGCUCAGAGAAUGGACAUCAAGGCUAGGGGAUUUUUUCCAGUUUUGCCACUACUUUUUCAGUUGCUUUCUUUCCCUCAGUUGGGAGCACAACCACAUCAUUUUUUAAUUUGGAAGCAGAUUGAUUUCUACACUGGAUCAGUGUAUUAGAAUUUGUGUUUUCUUUACCUGUUGGCUGUGCAAAUCCGCAUGUUUCAGGAUCAGCUUCCCAUGUGAGGACUCGUAUCUGUUAGACACUUGAAAUGCCUCAUAAAAACGCUUCAGGCUGGGGGCGGUACAUUUGCGAUUAUAUGCACUCUCUCUUAAAAUGUGCAAAGUGUUCCCAGCUCUUUGAAGGGAAGAUGCUUGAGCUUGCGUUAUAUGUCAUGAUUAGUGUUGCUUUUUAAAUUUGCACUUUUAAAAAUUCAUACAGUUAAAAUUCAAAAGUAGAAUUUACUUUGUAAGGGCUCUGAAACGAAUGAACAUGACAAUUGUCCUGUGUGUGUGUGUGUGCGCGCGCGCGUGCGAGUGUGUUUUGUGUUUGGUUUUUUUUAAGGUAAGAAAUUAUGGCGGUCAGGGAGCUGUGGCAAGAUAAGAAUUAUUUUUAUUAUUCUUUUUAUUGUUUUAAAUGGGGGGUCUUUUGUUUUGUUUUUUCCAGCAAAUAAUUUGCAUUUUCCACCUUUCUCACUAAAACAGGUUAAGCAUUUAGUUACAGUUUAAAAAAACAAAAC
Messenger RNA from Gavialis gangeticus (Gharial), 6020 nucleotides. It is a transcript of the gene USP32, whose product is annotated as ubiquitin specific peptidase 32. Gene Ontology annotation, molecular function: cysteine-type deubiquitinase activity; calcium ion binding. Gene Ontology annotation, biological process: protein deubiquitination. The record is from RefSeq and is a predicted model, not a curated record. Bases 61 to 4809 code for a protein of 1582 amino acids. The transcript has 33 exons. Gene Ontology annotation, cellular component: Golgi apparatus. NCBI's taxonomy places the organism in Eukaryota, Metazoa, Chordata, Crocodylia, Gavialidae.